AUGAUUGAAGGAGUGCAGAGAAGAGCUACCAAGCAGAUUCCAGGAUUGGCAAAAUUAAGCUAUGAAGAAAGGUUGAAGAAACUAAAACUACCAACGCUGAAGUACAGGCGCCACCGAGGAGAUAUGAUUGAAGUGUACAAAAUAACAAGUGGAAAGUAUGACCCAUUAGCAGCAGACUUUAUCAAGUUAAGGAGAGACCACGUUACUAGGGAACAAGGAAGAGGGAAUUCCAAGAAGCUGUUUGUACAGAGACCGAGACUCAAUAUAAGAAAAUUCAGCUUCAGUGUUAGAACUGUCAGUCUAUGGAAUAGCUUACCAGAGGAUGUUGUAAGUGCUAAAACUCUGAAUACUUUCAAGAAUAGACUGGACAACUUCUGGAAGGACCAGGAUGUGCUCUAUAAUUACAAAGUAGAUUUUAAAACCGAUUACACCGGUAGUCACCCAAGUAGUCACCCAAGUAGUCACAGAGCAAGUUUGGAGUCCGACGAAGAGGACCUUGACAGGACCUGUGUUGGAAAAAUACCAUAA
Saccostrea echinata is the source of this 528-nucleotide messenger RNA. RefSeq lists its product as uncharacterized. Bases 1 to 528 code for a protein of 175 amino acids. The transcript has a single exon. NCBI's taxonomy places the organism in Eukaryota, Metazoa, Mollusca, Bivalvia, Ostreida, Ostreidae. The record is from RefSeq and is a predicted model, not a curated record.